UGAGGACCUCAGCACUUCAGUUCCAGCAUCUCUUUCUGCAGUGAUUACCACCAACUACUGCCAAGAUGAUGGUAGGAGGUUUAAGCAAAGUUCGACCUGCAACUGAAGAAAUCCAGAAGAAGGUUGAUCAGGUGAAGUCACAAUUUCAAAAAAAGUCCAAUGUAGAAUGUACGGAAUUUAAAGCUGAAAGUUACAAAACUCAAGUGGUUGCUGGGACCAUUUAUUAUGUAAAGGUACAUAUUGGGAACAAUAAAUAUAUACAUAUGAAAAUAGUUGAACCUCUUCUUCAUACAAAUAAUCCACUGGAGUUGUUGGACUUCCAGUGUGACAAAACCAAGGAUGAUGCAUUGGUUUUCUUUUAAUGGCAAAUACCAGAAGGCAUCUGUUUGCUGUCAUGAGCAUCCUGUGCCCAUAAGUACAUUUGAAAUGAAAUAAAAAAAGAUUUUCACAUUAAUGGCAUAUUGGUUAUGUUAUAAAUAAAAAUUAAUUUGAAGGCUUAUUACUAGAUUUAUAAGUCCACCAGAAGAUCCAGAGUGAACUUUGGGACGUGGUGAUUUGAACUGUGUCGGGUUGAAUGGAUUUGUUUUGCAUGUAUACUCUUAUGCUGAAGGAGACUGCCCCUUAAUUGGUUUUUCUUUUUGUCAAUACACCUAGCAAUCAUUGGUUUUGUUCUCUUUCUUUUAAUUCCCACAUUAUUGUCAUUUAAAAAGUUGGUUAUGUGUAUAAGAACCAUUGGAGAAACUAGUCUUCCAAGGUAACUCAGGGGGGAAUGUGUAAUUGGAAAUCUGUUACCCUAAAAACUACAUUUCCCAGGAGCCUACUGACUUCCUGUCGUUACAUGGUGACAUAGACAGGGAGAUAUAUUGGGUGGGGUUCCUGGUCUAUUUUCUCUUUGCUUCCUGUUGGGGACUAUGGUGGAACACAGGGUUUUUGGAUAGGUACGUUAGCCAUGGGUAUGUGAUUUUUUUUGUUAUUUUG
Molecule: messenger RNA, 978 nt
Organism: Monodelphis domestica (gray short-tailed opossum)
Lineage: Eukaryota; Metazoa; Chordata; Mammalia; Didelphimorphia; Didelphidae
Product: cystatin-A1-like
Cellular component (GO): cytosol
Molecular function (GO): cysteine-type endopeptidase inhibitor activity
Source: RefSeq, a predicted model, not a curated record